AUGAGCAGCGCAUUCGUCGUCGGAGCCACCGGAGCCGUCGGUUCGGAGCUCGUCAAACUGCUCAGCGAUUCGUCAAAAUUCUCAAAAGUCGUUCUGUUCGCAAGACGCUCCGUCGACGCGGCCACCGGCGACAAGUUCGUCCAGAAGACUGUGGACUUUGAGAAGCUCGAGGAGAACUCGGAAGACGUGCGUGGCGUCGACGUGGCAUUCUGUGCGCUGGGCACCACUCGCAGCAAGUCGGGGCCGACGGAUUCUACAAAGUCGAUCACGACUACGUGAUGAAUGCUGCCAAGUUGGCAAAAGAGAACGGUUAGUUUAGAUAUCAGCCAGUAUUUUCACCUCAAAAUCAUGGCAAUCCCACGUGAAACUCGGCCGCGACCUUUCACGCGAAGAGCGGUAAAGCGCGGUUACCACACUUCUGCUUUAUGCUAAAUUUUAAAUAUUUUUCCAGGCGUCAAGCAAUUCGUGCUGGUUAGUGCGGGCGGUGCCGACGACAAGUCGAUGUUUCUGUACCUGAAGACGAAAGGACAGGUGGAACGGGAGAUCGAAGAGCUAAAUUUCGACAAAUUCAUCGUGAUGCACCCGGGACUCAUCGAGACGAAACGACCGGAAUUCCGGCUGGGAGAAGUCGUCGGAUCGGUGUUUUUGAAGCCGUUGCGAUUCGUUUCGAAUCGAUUCUCGAGCUCCGCCACUGAAAUCGCGCAGGCGAUGAUCACCGCGACGCAGACUGAAGUGACCGGAAAGCACAUUUGGGACAAUGUGAAGAUCGUCCAAGAGGCCAAAAAGUAUUCGGCCUGA
Molecule: messenger RNA, 798 nt
Organism: Caenorhabditis sp. 36 PRJEB53466
Lineage: Eukaryota; Metazoa; Nematoda; Chromadorea; Rhabditida; Rhabditidae
Source: the annotation of a GenBank genome assembly